AUGAGUUUCUCAAAUGUUACCUAUUCCCUUAUCACAAACCCCGACAAUACACAACGGGUGUGUUUCAAUAAGAUUCAAUCACACGGUUCAUCGCUUUGGAUUGACAAUGCUUUAGAACAAACACUACCUGCAUUUGUUCUUCAAUUUGCUCUUACAAUUGCACUCAACCGUGCUCUCCUCUUCCUCGCCGAAUCAUGCAAUGUACCUCGCAUUGUUCCCAACAUUUUUUCUGGUUUUUUAUUAGGUUCAUCAGCUUUGGGGAAAUGGAAUCCUUUUUUCAACAAUGUAUUCCCUUUCGACAAUAUGUUACCAUUAGAGACAAUGGGAGCAUUAACACUUGUUUACUACGCGUUCUUGCUUGGCUUAGAACUCGACUUGAAACCGAUUACAAGGUUUUACUACAAUAAGAAAGCAAUUGUUGUUGCACUUGUUGGUUUAGUCUUUUCUUUACCCACUGGUAUUGGUUUAUACUACCUUCUUAUAACCGAUAUGGGUCGCAAGUCAUUGUCGCUUUUAGAUAAUGAUAAACACAUGAGAGGUGCAAUAUUUUGGGGGCUAACACUUUCUUGUAGUAGUGAGUUUCCUGAGGUUGCUAAAAUCCUUUUGGAUUUGAAGCUUUUGCUAACGGAGAAUGGACAGUUGGCGUUAACUUCUUCGUUGAUUAAUGACUUGUUCUCCUGGACAUUGCUUUUGAUGGUUCUGACACAAUUAUAUUAUGCUUCGUUGUUUUCGCUAUUUGUCAUCCUCGUACUUGUGUUGGUGUGUUUUUAUGCGAUUCAUCCUUUAGCUAAGUGGCUUGUUAAAAAAUUUGGGAAUGGUGAUCGCGAGUUUGUCGAGUCAGAAGUUGUUGUUCUUCUUCAUGUGGUUUUGCUCAUUGGAUUAGUCUUUGAUGGGUUAGGUGCACAUUCUAUAACAGGAGCUUUCUUUUUAGGGGUUAUUAUUCCGAAGGGUUCGCUUAACAAUGCAAUUCAAGAUAAGGCUUUUGAUUUUGUGUCUGUGUUCAUGAUGCCACUGUUUUAUCUCAUUAUUGGGGAGAGAACACAUAUUCAAGUUUUGGCUUGGGAAACGCAUUGCACAACCGUUGUGAUUGUUAUUGUGUUGGCUUUCUUGGUAAAAUUGGGAUGCAUAUUUGCAGUUUCUUGGAUAUAUCAGAUGCCACACAUGGAAGGAUUAUCGCUCGCACUUCUCAUGAAUACUAAAGGAACAAUGCCGUUAAUCAUUUUGCACACCGCCAUGGAUAGACGCGAACUGGGUAACCAACCCUUUGUGGUGAUGUUGUUGGCAUGUUGGUUAAUGACAGCUAUUUCUGGUCCUAUCUUAGCUAUGAUCACAAAAACCCUUACUACAGGCAGAGUUCCUGGAGGUCAAAGGAAGAAUAUGAAAGGCACACGACCAGACUCAUCACUUAGAGUGUUGGCCUGUGUCCACUCAAAACACGAUGCCAAUGCCAUUGUCGACCUUCUCAAAGCAUCAAGUCCAUCAGUUAGGUCCCCUAUUCAGGUGUUGGCAGUGGAGUUGAUCAAGAUGACAAACCGGCCAACUUCAUCACUAAUAGUAAAAGAUGCUAGGAAGCCAUCAUUUCGCUCAAAUUCAAGCAGGUUAGACAGCAUAAAACGAAACAAUGGUGACAACCUUGGUAGCUUCGACAACCUCAGCCAAGCCAUCUUUGCUGACAAACUCAGAGUUAUCUCCCAAUAUAACUCUAUGCACAAGGAUAUCAUAAACCUCUGCACCCGCAGACAUGUAAACCUCAUUGUAACCACUCUAUACAAACAAGCGACUUACGAUGGAUUAGGUGUUGGCACCGCUACCGCUAGAGCCAUGAACAUAAUCAACAGAGACCAUGAAAACAAAGAUGAGAAGAAAAUAGUGUUGGAGAAUCUAAUAAAAGAAGCACCAUGUUGUUUAGCCAUUUUUGUCGAUCGUGGUUUCAGCGGUGAUGAAAACCAUCCUAAAGAGAAGAAAAUAGCAAUGUUCUACAUUGGUGGUGUUGAUGACCGUGAAGCACUUUCUUAUGCUUGGAGAAUGAGCAGGAACAUGGAGGUUCAAUUAACAGUGGUUAGGCUUGUUUGGGACAAUCCUGAAGAUGAGUUUGAUGAAGUGGACAAAGAAUAUUUAAAAGUGUUUGCACAUCAAACAAUACAUUCGCCAACAGUGAGGUAUCUGGAGAAAAUGGUGAAGAACGAGAACGAAACUGUGAAGCUUUUAAAUAGGAUAGGGAAUAAAGGAUUUGAUAUGUAUAUUAUUGGGAGAGGACAUGGGAGGAAGAUGUCAUUGGCACAAACAGUUGAUCCUGUUUUGGAUGAGCCUAUUUUGGGUCCUCUUGGGGAUACUUUGUCAGAUUUGAAUUCUGCUUCUAAGACAUCUAUCUUGAUAUUUCAAAGAGAUGCUGAAGCUCAGUGUGGUGGCGGGGGUGAUGGUUUGGGGAAACAUGAUGUUUCUGCGACGCCUGUGCGGUUUUUUGGUGGUGGUGUGAAUUCACAACAGGAGAUGUUUGAUCCACCAACGACAUUAGGUCACAAUAUUGAUGUAUAA
Messenger RNA from Vicia faba (fava bean), 2535 nucleotides. NCBI's taxonomy places the organism in Eukaryota, Viridiplantae, Streptophyta, Magnoliopsida, Fabales, Fabaceae. The record is from the annotation of a GenBank genome assembly.